ACCGUCUAACCGUCUCCACAUCUUUUGACCCCGCUGGAAACGGAAGUAAACUAUGACGCCACAUUUGCUCAGACAAUCUUUAAUGUGCACUCGUUCAGCCCAGUCGCCUAACUGGCACCUAAUUGCUUAAAUAAAUCAUACUGUGCGAUGCGGGCACAGUCUGUUUCAUUAAAAUGUAACCUAUCCGGUGUACGUAUAUUUGGGACGGAUUGACCACACUGAGGAAAUUUUUUGGAUAACACAGGAAGUCACAUGCUACCAGCAUGCUGUGGCGAGAUCAUUAAUUUCAAGCAGGCAUUUCCUUCCGCUGUAUCGAAACAGUGUCAUUUGUUAUAUCCCUUGCGAGUAAAACCGUUUUAACUGGGAAAGAAGUAAACACUCCCAUGCAUAUGCGGAGACAGAUCCACAUACCGCUGUUUUUAUACCAGUUUUGUUUAUUGAGUCAUGGGUUAUCUGGCAGUUACAGUGACGACCAACAGCGUUUGGUCAAGGAUAUGUUUCAAGGAUACAACAAACUCAUUCGACCUGGCGAACUGAACGAAAAAACUGUUGUCAAGUUUGGCAUCAAUCUGGCGGUGAUAAUUUACGUCAAUGAUCAGCAACAAGUAAUGAAAAUCAACGGCUAUCUGGAUCUUUCGUGGAAGGAUGAACGAUUACGCUUUGAUCGCUCUACCUACGGAGCGAAUUUAUCCACCCUGAGACUUCCUUCCAAUAAAGUUUGGCAGCCGGAAAUCGCACUGGUUUCCACAACAGAUGGAAACUAUGGGCCGACAUAUCGGUGUAAUUUACUCAUAUCUCCCCAGGGAGAAAUACAAUGGGUGCCCCCUUUUAUCUCUAAAAGCAGCUGCACCAUCAACCCGAGGUUUUUUCCUUUCGAUGAGCAAGUGUGUGUCAUGUACUUCCGUUCACUAACAUACAGUUCCAACGAACUGGAAAUUAACGUGCCUUCCAAUAUCUUUGAAAUCAAGGACUAUCGAAACCAGAGCAGUGGAACGUGGGAUUUGAUUGAAGCACCAAUCUUCGCUCAGCGAAAAGUUAUCGGCGGUGUGCAGCGGGAUUUCGUUGAAUGUCACCUGCGUCUCCGCCGGAAAUCGUUGUUCUACGUUGUUACCAUUCUUUUGCCAUGCAUUCUGAUCUCGUUUUUGUCCGGUUUUGUCUUUCUUUUGCCCAGUAAAGGGAAAACAAACGUCUGCCUGUCGAUUCUCUUUGCAAUUGUGGUUUUCUUACUGCUCAUGUCGAAUAUUCUUCCACCCGCCGAUGUAUUACCGCUGCUCUCGGAAUUCCUGUUUUUUACAUUUAUUAUGAACGUAUUGUCGGCGUUCUUCACAGUAAUCGCCAUUAACAUCAGCUAUCGCAGCAGCAACACGCACACAAUGCCGGCACCGGUGCGUGUUGUCUUUCUACAAGUGCUGCCCAUGGUGUUAUGUAUGCGACGACCGACGCGGCACAAAAAGACGCAUAUGCAUAUGCACCGCGCCGGCGAACUGCUGCCCAUGCAAUUACCGCGUCAGAUUGAUCCCUACUCACGGACGGGCAUUUAUCGUAAUCCGCACUGCAGUAGCCAGACCGUAAUGAUGCAGAACGAGUACACCCGGGAAUGUGGAUCCGACAACAAGCGACGCAACAGCCCCAUACUGCCAUUAUGUCUGUCUCCCGCGCCGGCACGCCGCACAAUUAAUACGUCGCCGUUGCUGGUGUCACAACGCAGCAUUGAAAGCGUGAUUGCCAAGGAAGCCCAGAUGCUUGCGGAUUUAUUAGCCGACAUUCCCGGCUACAAUCAUGCACUGAAAGCCGUGGCGUAUAUCGCGGACAACAUGAGACAAAAAACCAAUCUCGAGGAAAGUUCGGAGGAUUGGCGGUUUGUGUCGCAAGUGAUCGACCGUUUAUUGUUGUGGGUAUUUUUUAUUGUCACGUCCGCCGGAUCAAUGGGCAUCAUCCUGAACUCACCGUACCUGUUCGACUAUGUCGUGCCUAUGCACCAACUUUAAAUUCUUUGUCAUUCCAUGUUAUGUGUUUGCUCACCAAAGAACUACGGCUCCUAACUCCUUUACUUAUUAAUCAUAGAAGUUCCAAUGCAAAAAUAAAAAAAGGUCUACAGAAUCCAAA
Molecule: messenger RNA, 2106 nt
Organism: Paramacrobiotus metropolitanus
Lineage: Eukaryota; Metazoa; Tardigrada; Eutardigrada; Parachela; Macrobiotidae
Product: neuronal acetylcholine receptor subunit alpha-5-like
Exons: 7
Coding region: 384-1988 (534 amino acids)
Biological process (GO): regulation of membrane potential; signal transduction; chemical synaptic transmission
Cellular component (GO): synapse; postsynaptic membrane; neuron projection
Molecular function (GO): transmembrane signaling receptor activity; acetylcholine-gated monoatomic cation-selective channel activity
Source: RefSeq, a predicted model, not a curated record